This is a messenger RNA of Eimeria necatrix, 417 nucleotides long. Its product is annotated as folylpolyglutamate synthase, putative. Gene Ontology annotation, biological process: biosynthetic process. The transcript has 4 exons. The annotation marks the transcript as partial. Gene Ontology annotation, molecular function: acid-amino acid ligase activity. The record is from RefSeq and is a predicted model, not a curated record. NCBI's taxonomy places the organism in Eukaryota, Apicomplexa, Conoidasida, Eucoccidiorida, Eimeriidae.
GGAGUUCACAUUGUCACAGCAGAUCACCCCCGCUGCCAAACUGCAGCACAAAUUUACCAGCAGCUAAAAGAGGACCCGAAGUUUGCAGACAAUCUUCUUCCUCUCGUUGAAGAAGGAAUUAAAGAAACCCACCGUUGGCUUUCUCAGGAGACGCAGCAGCAGCAGCAGCAGCAGCAGCAGCAGCAGCAGCAGCAAGUGGACGUGAUGGCGCUCGCGGCGCAGAUCGAAAAAGGGACUCUGCCGCUGCUGCUGCGGAAGGCGUUUAAAACUGCUGCUGCUGAGGGUUCAGUUUUGGUGGUUUGCGGCACCUUCUUUAUGAUGAGGGAGGUUAUGCAAACCCUGGGACUCGCAGAAGGACCCAUAGACCCCGUGGAUAUGAACGAGAGGUGCCCUGACCAGUCAGACGACGAAGCAUGA